AUGGAUGGGAGCUGCCGAGAGAAGUGCUGUGUGUAUACCUCGCUGAUUCUACUUAGUGGACAACCCUGGCUGUUUUACGGAGUAUGCAUCUGCAGCUUCCUAAAUCCAUUACUGUCAUUUCUGCCUCCAACUCUUGAGCGCCUGGAUUACACGGGCCAUAACGAAUGGUAUAUUCAUCUGCCAGCUAUACUUCUUGGCCUGAUCAUAUGUGUGAUCCAGGUACUACUGCUAUUGAGGCAAAUUUGGCCCGGAAACAAAAGCGCUAGUGAUACCCAACGAAGCCGUAUCAUCUGCUGUUUUGUGGCCAUUCUGGAAGCCGUUGCUUUUCUCGUGCUUAUUGGCUUCUUCUUUCGUCACAAACGGGUGUACGAAGAUCUACCAUGGAUCUUGUUCGCGAUGUCACUUUUAAGCUUCAGGUUCUUUCCGUUCAUGGAGGUGUAUCGAAUUUGCCGGGGUAUUUCAAACGGGUCGCAACCUUCUCUCGAAGCGAAUUUGGCUUACUCGUCAUCGAGCAGCACUGUAAGUUCCGACAGUAGGAAAACCCAACGGUGGAGCUUGAGUGGGGGUUCUAAAAUCGACCGUAAGAUGACAGAAUUAUGGAUUUCGGGCAAGGUGGAAACCUCUGAACAGCAGGUUUGA
Messenger RNA from Alternaria atra, 639 nucleotides. RefSeq lists its product as uncharacterized. The coding region runs from base 1 to 639 and encodes 212 amino acids. The record is from RefSeq and is a predicted model, not a curated record. The transcript is spliced from 4 exons. Lineage: Eukaryota; Fungi; Ascomycota; Dothideomycetes; Pleosporales; Pleosporaceae.